GGCAAGCGUUGACCCUCGGAUCGGUUUUGCCCCCACUGUAGCCCCCAUCAAACACCAGGCUAUGUCCUCCUCCUCCUCUCCUCCCUCCCCCUCCGAGGCCAAAAUCCUGUCUCCGACCACCGAUCUCUCCUCUGCUCCUCCCCCUGCCCCUUUCUCCGGCGAUUCCGGCCGGCCGAAUUCCUCCGCCAGGGCGGUGGCAAAGGGUGGAGAUGUGGAGAAGAACGGAGGAGAAGGAGAGGCGGGCGAGGGCGGAGAAGAGGAAGAGGAGGAGGCGGAGUGCGGGUUCUGCUUGUUCAUGAAGGGAGGAGGUUGCAAAGAUGCGUUCAUCGCGUGGGAGAAGUGCAUGGAGGACGCCGAGAAGACCGGCGAGGACGCCGUCGACAAGUGCUUCGAGGUCACCACCCUCCUAAAGAAGUGCAUGGACGCCCACGCCGACUAUUACGCUCCCAUCCUCGUGGCCGAGCAGGCCGCCGCCGCCGCCGCCGCCGCCGAUUCCACCGCCGACCCUGAUCCUGAGAAAUAGAAGGUCGAGCAUUUCUGCUUCGAUUCUUGAUCUUGGCUAAGUUUGACCUGGGGUGUAAUGAUCUGAAGCGUUUUAAUGCCAUGGAGUUCUGGUUCUGUUUAUGGUCUUUAUUUUGUUUCAUUGUUCUUUGAAUGCACCAAUUGUAGUUUAGAUGCCAUAUGACCUAAAAUAUUGGGCAUUCGGAUUGGUAGCGUUCACUUCUUUCUUUAAAAAGGGGGGAGAACAUAUCCUGGUGCUCUUAUGGAUAUAAAUUAUUGAAUGGAAUUCUAGUUGACAAAAAGAGCAGUGUAAUAUGGUUUGUGAUAUCAUAAAGAGUGGAAUAAACAAAUCUGUAGAAUUUUAUGGCAUUCUUGACUUAGAUUAAUUCCAAUUGUGAGAGUGAUAUGA
This is a messenger RNA of Phoenix dactylifera (date palm), 910 nucleotides long. RefSeq lists its product as uncharacterized. Lineage: Eukaryota; Viridiplantae; Streptophyta; Magnoliopsida; Arecales; Arecaceae. The record is from RefSeq and is a predicted model, not a curated record.